Molecule: messenger RNA, 879 nt
Organism: Carcharodon carcharias (great white shark)
Lineage: Eukaryota; Metazoa; Chordata; Chondrichthyes; Lamniformes; Lamnidae
Gene: cfap73
Product: cilia and flagella associated protein 73
Exons: 6
Coding region: 1-879 (292 amino acids)
Source: RefSeq, a predicted model, not a curated record
AUGCCCAAGCAAGAAUCGUGCCCUUUAACUACUGCCAAUGCAUUAUUGGAGAAAAGACGAGAAUUGGCAGACGUGGAAGCAGCUCUUGCUGAUCAAAAGGAGGACUUCCAGAUGAAAAUGAAAAUUUUGCAGCAGAGAAGAGAGGAUCUAAAAGAAAAGGAAGAAGAGCUGAAACAAUCACUCCUGAAAUUUGAUAAGUUCUUGGAGGAAAAUGAUGCCAAGCAAAACAGAGUAAAGAACAAAAUAAUUACUGAAACUGAACUAGUAAAACAAAAAGAGAAGGAUAUUAUUCGAUUUGAAGCAGAACUGAAAGUUCUUAUCGAUAAGAGGGAGCAACUGAAAAAGAAAGUGGAAUCAUAUUCCAUCUAUCCAAAAUUCUUGGAGAAAGUAAUCAAAAUAUCAAACGAGUUUCAGGAUAUCAGAAUGGUGAACACACAUUUUGAGACUUUGCUUGGCACACAUGAUCUUCUAAUUACAAAGUACCAGGAAGAUCAAGAAGUCAUGAAGACAAUUAAAUCCAAUCAUAAUCAAUUUAUGAUGGAAAAGAACAAUGAUAUAAUGAUGUACCAUAAUAGUCUGGCUGUACUAAAAACUCGAUUGGACGAAGCCAAAGCUAAAACUAUAAAAGGGGAAUCCCUUUGGGUACAUAUUCAAAACACCGCAGCCAAAAGGACCCUUAUCUUGGGUAUGACAAAGAUGGCAAUUUUUAACCUUUACAUGCACAUAAGAAAAGCAGGUAUACAACCUGGCACUGUAUCAGAGGACACAAAUAUGCAGCUUCAGGCAAUUCAACAUUACAUCCUGGAAUUGAGUGAUAUUGUACAUGACCUGAAGAGACAUUUAGAGUUUGGCUCAUCUUCAGUUGCACCAACAUUAUAA